AUGAGCAUUUUAAAAUGUGUGGUAAUCGGUGAUGGCGCUGUGGGCAAAACGUGUAUGCUGAUGAGUUAUGCCACAAACAGAUUUCCCGCAGAUCAUGUGCCGACAGUUUUCGACAAUUAUGCAGUGAAUUUGACAAUAGGUGGAGACACGUAUGAUGUGCUAGGAUUGUUUGACACGGCGGGACACAAAUAUGUUCCAGAAAUUAAAUGUCACUGUCCGAAGACCCCAUUUCUCCUCGUUGGUACGCAAAUUGACAGAAGGGCUGAAUACACGGAUGGCAGUUAUCAAGGCAAACCCAUCAUGUUUGUGCAAGGUGUCAAAGCCGCGAAAUCGCUGGGAGCGGAGAUGUAUGUGGAGUGCUCAGCGCUUACACAACAAGGACUUAAAAAUGUGUUUGAUGAAUCCAUCCUGACAGUUUUAAAUCCUCACAAAAAGAAGCGGUAA
Molecule: messenger RNA, 444 nt
Organism: Saccoglossus kowalevskii
Lineage: Eukaryota; Metazoa; Hemichordata; Enteropneusta; Harrimaniidae
Product: cdc42 homolog
Biological process (GO): small GTPase-mediated signal transduction
Molecular function (GO): GTPase activity; GTP binding
Source: RefSeq, a predicted model, not a curated record